Nymphaea colorata (pocket water lily) is the source of this 3440-nucleotide messenger RNA. Its product is annotated as valine--tRNA ligase, chloroplastic/mitochondrial 2. The record is from RefSeq and is a predicted model, not a curated record. The transcript is spliced from 27 exons. Gene Ontology annotation, cellular component: cytosol; cytoplasm. Bases 151 to 3054 code for a protein of 967 amino acids. Gene Ontology annotation, molecular function: valine-tRNA ligase activity; aminoacyl-tRNA deacylase activity; ATP binding. Lineage: Eukaryota; Viridiplantae; Streptophyta; Magnoliopsida; Nymphaeales; Nymphaeaceae. Gene Ontology annotation, biological process: valyl-tRNA aminoacylation.
UCCCUUCUACCGCACUCGUUAUCCUAUUUCCCGCCACCUGAGGACCCUUUGCGCCCUCCCAAACCCUCCCCGCGAAUCUUUCCCCUGCUGCCUAGCAUUCUUCGCUUCCUUCUUCCCAUAGUUGCUAUCUCCUUCCCUCUCCAUCCAUCAAUGGCGUUGUCCAGGCCUUCCCUCUUCAACCCUCGUUCUGUUUCCCGUCUCAAUCCUUUCAUCUUUUGCUCGCGCCACCGUCCUUUCCGUCCUCGUGUUUUCCCCUUCACUUCCAUCAUCCGGAGGUCGUCCACCGUUGCAGCGGCUAGUGCGGACUCGGACGUGUUCACCUCCCCGUUGACGUCGAAAACAUUCGAUUUUGCUUCUGAGGAGCGCAUUUACAACUGGUGGGAAUCUCAGGGUUACUUUAAGCCACACCAGGAGAGUGCAGGAGAGCCAUUUGUUAUUUCAAUGCCACCACCUAAUGUUACUGGAGCAUUGCACAUGGGCCAUGCAAUGUUUGUAACUCUUGAGGAUAUUAUGGUUAGGUACAAUCGAAUGAAGGGGAGGCCUACACUUUGGGUUCCUGGCACUGAUCAUGCUGGUAUUGCAACUCAGCUGGUGGUUGAAAGAAUGCUGGCAUCUGAAGGUAUAAAAAGGACAGAUCUAAGUAGAGAAGAAUUCAUAAGCAGGGUUUGGGAGUGGAAGAAAAAGUAUGGUGGAGCUAUUACAAGUCAAAUAAGGAGGCUGGGUGCAUCAUGUGACUGGACACGAGAACACUUCACCCUGGAUGAUCAGCUAAGUCAGGCUGUGGUGGAAGCAUUUAUCAGGCUACAUGACAAAGGCUUAAUCUAUCAAGGUUCAUAUAUGGUGAACUGGUCCCCUAAACUUCAAACUGCUGUAUCUGAUCUGGAAGUAGAGUAUUCUGAAGAAGUGGGCACUCUUUAUUAUAUCAAGUAUCGUGUUGCUGGUGGCACAAGGAGUGAUUUCUUGACCAUAGCUACAACACGCCCAGAGACAUUAUUUGCUGAUACUGCUAUUGCUGUACAUCCUGAGGAUGACCGCUAUUCUAUAUAUGUUGGAAAGCAAGCAAUUGUCCCCAUGACAUUCGGUCGUCAUGUCCCAAUAAUCUCUGACCGGUAUGUUGACAAAGAAUUUGGAACUGGAGUGCUAAAGAUAAGCCCUGGGCAUGAUCAUAAUGAUUAUGUUCUUGCAAGAAAACUGGGCCUCCCAAUACUUAAUGUCAUGAACAAGGAUGGAACUUUAAAUGAAGUUGCCUGGCUCUACUGUGGACUUGAUCGGUUUGAAGCUCGCAAAAAGUUGUGGGCGGAUCUCGAAGAGGCUGGUCUUGCUGUGAAGAAGGAAUCAUAUACAUCAAGAGUGCCAAGAUCACAGCGCGGUGGGGAGGUGAUUGAGCCACUCGUCAGUAAGCAGUGGUUUGUAGUCAUGGAGCCCAUGGCUGAGAAAGGCCUUACUGCACUGGAAAAAGGAGAUAUAUCUAUCAUUCCUGAGAGGUUUGAAAAGAUAUACAAGCAUUGGCUCUCAAAUAUUAAGGACUGGUGUAUAAGCAGACAAUUGUGGUGGGGACAUCGGAUCCCUGUUUGGUACAUUGAAGGUAAAGACUGUGAAGAAGACUAUAUCGUUGCAAGGAAUGCAGAGAAAGCACUUGAAAAGGCACGUGAUAAAUAUGGACCAAAUGUGGAAAUAUACCAAGAUCCAGAUGUUCUUGAUACCUGGUUUUCAAGUUCACUAUGGCCCUUCAGCACCCUUGGGUGGCCAAAUCUGUCAGCAGAUGAUUUUCAGCAUUUUUAUCCCACUACCGUCCUUGAGACUGGGCAUGACAUUUUGUUCUUUUGGGUGGCUCGGAUGGUCAUGAUGGGGAUUGAGCUCACAGGGAAAGUACCGUUUUCUUAUAUAUAUCUUCAUGGAUUGAUUCGUGACUCUGAGGGGCGUAAAAUGUCUAAAACUUUGGGAAAUGUUAUAGAUCCAAUUGACAGUAUCAAGGAGUAUGGUGCAGAUGCUUUAAGAUUCACUCUAGCAUCUGGAACAUCAGGUCAGGACCUUAACAUGUCAUUUGAAAGGUUGACUUCAAACAAGGCGUUCACAAACAAACUGUGGAAUGCUGGAAAGUUUGUCCUUCAGAAUUUGCCCUCAGAAAGUGAUUACUCUGCUUGGCAAGCUUUGGGGGGCUUCAAGUUUAAUGUGGAGGAUACCUUCAACCAACUGCCUUUACCAGAACGUUGGGUGGUUUCAAAGCUUCAUGAGCUCAUUGACACGGUUACGUCAAGUUAUGACCGAUUUUUCUUUGGAGAUGUUGGGAGAUCAAUAUAUGAUUUCUUUUGGAGUGAUUUUGCAGACUGGUAUAUUGAAGCUAGCAAGGCUCGUGUUUACAAUGUUGAGGAUCCCUCGGUUGCUGCUGUAUCCAGAGCGGUUCUCCUAUAUAACUUUGAAACUGUACUGAAGCUGUUGCAUCCUUUCAUGCCAUACGUCACUGAGCAACUCUGGCAGGCUUUACCUCAUCGGGAAACAGCACUUAUUGUAUCACCUUGGCCCAACACAUCACUUCCAAGGGAUGUCAAAUCCAUCAAAAGUUUUGAGACAUUGCAAUCUUUGACAAAGGCAAUUAGGAAUGUUCGAGCUGAGUAUUCGGUUGAACCUGCAAAGCGGAUCUCUGCAACUGUACUUGCUAGUCCUGAGGUCCUCCAUAACAUCUCUACGGAGAAGGAGGUCUUGGCACUUCUAUGCAGGCUUGACAUACAAAAUGUCCAAUUUACGAAUGCCUUUCCUGAAUAUGCAAAUCAGUCAGUUCAUAUCGUUGCUGGAGAAGGCUUGGAAGCUUAUCUUCCUCUUGCGGAUAUGGUUGAUAUUGCCACUGAAGUUCAACGUCUUUCAAAGCGCCUAUCGAAGAUGCAGUCCGAAUACGAUGCACUUGUUGCUCGCCUCAGUUCUCCUCAGUUUGUGGAGAAAGCCCCGGAGGAUGUUGUUCGCGGGGUGAGGGAAAAAGCGGUUGAAGCAGAAGAGAAAAUUACACUCACGAAGAACCGGUUGAGGUUUCUCCAGUCUACAGUUUUGGUUUCAGAAUAAAAUUUUGAAAUUGAAAUCCAUUCUUUUCUGAUGUACUUUAUUUACCAAAUUUUCAAAAUGGGAAAAGAAAAGGUCUUGUUGUCAAGUUAGCAAAGUCGAAAGUUGCACUUCGAAUCAACCAUGUUUUGUCUCAACUUGAACAGUCGAGGAAUCAGUGAAGAUGCAAAGCAGUGCAGCUCCGCGUCAACUAUAACCAUUAAAAAUUGGAUACCACGAGUUUUAUUUGGACUAGGAAGUUGGUGUCGACGUCUGCAUGUUUGCUCGUGCAUGUAAGUUCAUGCAUGUUGUCUCUGUCACUCUUGGUUUUGGGGUUUUGGAAGACAGGGUACUGGCUGCAACGCCUCUGAUUACCCCAGCUAUUUGAAUUGGUGCCAAGUUUUUUCCCA